Saprolegnia parasitica CBS 223.65 is the source of this 1492-nucleotide messenger RNA. RefSeq lists its product as hypothetical. Gene Ontology annotation, cellular component: cytoplasm; nucleus. NCBI's taxonomy places the organism in Eukaryota, Oomycota, Saprolegniomycetes, Saprolegniales, Saprolegniaceae. Gene Ontology annotation, biological process: tRNA pseudouridine synthesis; mRNA pseudouridine synthesis. Gene Ontology annotation, molecular function: pseudouridine synthase activity; RNA binding. The record is from RefSeq and is a predicted model, not a curated record. Bases 28 to 1419 code for a protein of 463 amino acids. The transcript is spliced from 10 exons.
GGUACAAUUGGACACUACGAGGCGAGCAUGACGCCGGUGGUUUACGAAGAGUUCACCAAGGACGAGCUGCUACAGGUGGUGCGCAAGCUGCGCGAGUCGCCCGAGAAGCUCGCGCACGCCGUUGACACGGUGGCGCGGGCCGUGCGCAGUGGCGAGCCGUUGACCAAGAAGCAGAAGAAGCUCGCGUACAACCAGAAGCCGCCCAAGCCCUUCGACUACAGCCGUUUCCGCACCCGCCAUAUCGCGCUCAAGUUCUCGUAUGCGGGCGAAAAGUACGCUGGCUUUGCGCGCCAAGACCACAUGGAGCACACGAUCGAGCGGUACCUCAUCGACGCGCUGUACCGUGCGCGGCUCAUUGAAGACUUCAACAAGUGCGGCUACUCGCGCUGCGGUCGCACCGACGCGGGCGUCAGCGCCCUCGGUCAAGUCGUCGGUCUCAUCGUGCGGUCGAAUGUCCCGACGGACGCCGUCCUUCUCGACGACAAGACGAUCGACGAUAUCCUUCCGAACGAGCCGUUCCGCAUCCAGCUCCCGGACGGUACCAUCAAGACGCUGACGGAGCUCGACUACCCCGUCUCGCUGAACUCGGCACUGCCGGCGGACAUUCGCAUCUACGGCUGGGCACCGGCGCCGCGGGCCGAGUGGAGUGCGCGCUUCGACUGCAUCGGCCGCGUGUACAAGUACUUUUUCCAUCGGCGCCGGAUGGACUUGACGCGCAUGCGGGAAGCGGCGUCGCUUCUCCAAGGCGUCGACAUGGACCACCGCAACUUUUGCCGCAUGGACCCCAAUGUCCUUGCAUUCAAACGGUCGAUUUCAUCCUUUAAAAUCCACGAAGCCGAGCCCGUGGACGCGAGUGGCGAUGACUACUACCAGCUCUGCUACCUCGAGAUCCACGGCAAGGCCUUCUUGUGGCAUCAAGUCCGGUGCAUGGCAGCAGUCUUGUUUCUCGUCGGCCGCGGGCUCGAAGCGCCGUCGAUUGUCACGACGCUCCUCGAUAUUGACGCCACGCCCCGCAAGCCCCAGUAUGAAAUGGCCUCGGAGCUCCCGCUGGUCUUGCACGACUGCAAAUACGACCAAAUGCACAUGACCUUUACGCCCGGCGUGCUCAACCGUGUCUACUGCGAUAUUGAAGAGCAGUGGGAGGCUGCGAGCCUUCGCACGGCGAUGCUCAAGAACGAGCUCGAGACGAUCAAAUCGCUUAGCGUAUCGCGGCCGCACGCGCUCCAGGAGGUGCCGGCUGCGUCGUCAGACGACCUCCUUCCAUUUGGCAGCGUCUGGCCGUCGCUGCCGCCGGCGGGCAAAGGGCUCAAGCACAUUCCGCUGCUGCAGCGCAAGACGGGUCCGUCGGUCGAAGAAAAGAUGGAAAAAACCAUGCGGAAACGCAUGGCCAAGGAGCUUCAGGCCGAGGAAGACGCUUAAGUCGUUGGACGCGAUUCACGGGAUCGAUUGGACUAGCGUUGAUUGUUCUCUCUGGUGUAAACCUAAACACAAG